CUGUAAACUGCGUCAGACAUGGCGGCGACCUGUCCUUAGAGGUGAAGACACACACUUGUAGUCACAAAUAUCAUCAUUUUAUAGACGCAACAGCAGCAGCAGCGGCGGAGAACAUGAAGCUGAAAGACUUGGCGAAGUGGAAUAAAAGAGUGUCCGCGGCGUAUGCCAUUGGUAUCUGGAGCAUGGUAGUUUCAUACGGUUAUUUCAAAUACACGGGUCGAUUUGAGGGCAUGCCCGUGAGAAACGAAGAGGAGACUCAAGAGCCCGAAGAUCCAAAUAAAUUCGUCCACCAGACGGCUCACAGCAAAACUGUCAUGGUCUACAAGAAGGACUUUGUUCCAUACAGCACACAGAUCCAAAACUUCCUCAGCACGUUAUUCAGCAGUGGACCUGGGAGCGGAGACGUGGGAAAGUAACUGCAUCAGUGCAAAAAACAGACUGGAACUGGAUGUUUUUUCAUGUCAAGAGAAAAUCUGUUCUUUUGUGUGAGAUUGUUAUUAUAAUGUGUAAACUUGGAGUCUGUCUAACCUGCCAUUGUGUUUGAAUAUUUAAAAUUCAUCACAGGUUAUUUUAUGAUACCAUGAUGCAUUAUAUCAUAAUGCGACAUGAUAUGUUCAGGGUUCCCACGGAACGGGUGAAAAUCGACCCUAAAUAUACAUUGAAAUAUCACUGAAAGUGCUUGAAUAUUGUGCAAGAAGUUGAGUUGAUAUCUAGAAUGUUUCCCACCACCAAUGUGCCCUUUUUUGUUAUGACGCCACCUACUGUUUCAUUGCUUGAUGGUCUACACAGAACACACGUCCAGUCCAUAUGACUACGCCAUUGAUGUGACAUUCCAUGCAGAACAAUAAGUGAGUAACGUCAAGCAAGA
Solea solea (common sole) is the source of this 868-nucleotide messenger RNA. Its product is annotated as small integral membrane protein 26-like. The coding region runs from base 114 to 416 and encodes 100 amino acids. NCBI's taxonomy places the organism in Eukaryota, Metazoa, Chordata, Actinopteri, Pleuronectiformes, Soleidae. Gene Ontology annotation, cellular component: mitochondrion. The transcript is spliced from 2 exons. The record is from RefSeq and is a predicted model, not a curated record.